Messenger RNA from Topomyia yanbarensis, 3042 nucleotides. RefSeq lists its product as uncharacterized. The record is from RefSeq and is a predicted model, not a curated record. The transcript has 5 exons. NCBI's taxonomy places the organism in Eukaryota, Metazoa, Arthropoda, Insecta, Diptera, Culicidae. The coding region runs from base 1 to 2766 and encodes 921 amino acids.
AUGCCAUCAUUUGGCAGGCAACACUUUCAAGCCAAUCCUUUCACCCAAACCAGACCUCAGUACCAGCCUAAUCCAUUCCAGGCACCCCCACGGCCUUGGGCUGCGAAACCAUUACCGAAACCCGAGCCGAUGGAUAUUGACCAGAGUAUGAGAACACACAAUGUGGACUAUGGUAACAGGCCACCAAUGAAUCUUAAAAGACCACCGCCGAUAUCGGGGCAAGCAUAUCCGUACCCAUUCAAAAAGCACGCUCAUCCUAUCGAUACCAUUUUUGAAGAUCGAACAGAAGAUCUCUAUAAUUACGAAUAUGAUUAUUACGACGAUUCAUAUCCAUAUUAUGAUAUGCAAUCACCGGCAGAACCGGAACCUAAAUUAGAUACGCAAGAACAAGAACCGCAGCAAGAUGAGGCUACAGCCACCCAUUUUUUAGAAUGGAACUCAAUAGAUACAGGAGCAAACAUUAACUUAAUCAAUCCAAAACUUGCCUGGGCCUACAAGGACAGCAGGCCGUAUGAUUUCAAUGCCGAAGGCAUCACUAGUGCUAACGCUCAUCUUACUGAAGAGGAGCAGAAUCAACUAAGAGUUGUCCUCGACAGCUCAAAAGAAGUUUUUCAUGAAACAAAUGCAAAAUUAACAUGCUCAACAAACGUUGAGUGCACAAUCAAUACCACCGAUGAUAUUCCAGUUCAUCAGAAGGUAUAUCCUUACCCUGCUGCCUAUGCAGACGAGGUCAAAAAGCAAAUCAGCAAACUCCUGGAAGAUGGUAUUAUUCGACCAUCUCGUUCAGCGUGGACGGCACCAGUAUGGGUUGUACCAAAGAAACCCGAUGCCUCAGGAGAGAAAAAAUUCCGAAUGGUGAUAGACUAUCGGAAGGUGAACGAGAAGACAAUUCCCGAUAAAUAUCCAAUGCCCGAGAUUGGGUAUGUUUUAGAUCAACUAAAGGGUCAAAAAUACUUCACCACCCUUGAUUUAGCGUCUGGAUUUCACCAGAUUAAAAUGAGGGAGAAAGAUAUCGAGAAAACGGCUUUCGCCAUCAACAACGGGAAAUAUGAGUUCACUCGAAUGCCGUUCGGCUUGAAGAACGCUCCUGCGAUCUUCCAGCGGGCAAUUGACGACGUGCUAAGAGAUCACAUAGGGAAAAUAUGCUAUGUGUACAUCGAUGACGUCAUCGUGUUUGGAAAGACCCUAAACGAACAUUUGAAAAAUCUUAAAAUAAUUCUAGAAACACUAAAUAAUGCAAAUCUCAAGAUUCAGUUGGACAAAUUUCUACGUUUCAGACUACUACUGCUAUUAUGUAUUCAACCAAACCAACUUCAAUCGACACAAGAUGUGACACUCGACUUACGGGACGUAGGACGUCAACCAGUCGUGAUCUUCGAUCAAGGCGAGGCACGGAUCAAACUUGACCACACAUAUUACAUUCAUCACUUCAAUCUAACGACUAUUAGAAUGCAAGUAAAAAGCCUUAGAGAUCAGUUUGAAAACUUUAGCAGAAAUCAAUUUUCCGACUUAAUAAUAGAAAAAUUUAACGAAAUAGAUUUUGCAUUAAAAAGCAUAGACCCUAUCAGACGUCAUAAACGUUGGGAUAGCUUAGGCACAGUUUGGAAAUUUAUAGCUGGCAGUCCAGAUGCCAAUGAUUUGAGAAUCAUCAAUUCUACCAUAAAUAAUUUAAUUAUGAACAAUAAUGAGCAGAUCAGGAUUAACCGUGAGAUAAACCUACAAUUGAAGGAAGCAAUGUCUGAAACGAAAAAGGCAAUCAAUCUGUUUAACACAAGAUCAGCCGAAACUUAUUCCACUAAGAUUUUAUUUCAUUUAAACUACUUAUCAAAGAAAUUGAACCAGAUAAUUGAUACAAUUUUGUUAGCUAAAUUAGGAAUAGUAAACGAAAAAAUUCUGAGCCAACGUGAAAUUGAUAUUUUAAUCAAUGAUUUAGCUAGGGAAAAUAUAACGGUUCAUACUGCUCUGGAGGCAAUGAAUUAUGCGACGACAUCAGUGGCAACGAACAGUUUGGAAAUUGCACUCAUAAUAAAAAUGCCAAAACUCGACCCGAGAAUAUUCAACAAAAUACGUCUAUACCCAAUCAUUCACAAAAAUAAGCAAAUUCAUAUAGAUCAUCGAUUUUAUCUAACUCACAAAGACGAGAUUUACUCCAUAAACUCAGUCGAACCUACUAUAUUCGACGCAAACGAAAUCAAUUUGGACAAUUCAACCUGCAUACCGAAGCUAUUGAAAGGAGAACAGGCAACUUGUAAUUUUACCACCAACCCAGUUGAAGAAGAAGUUAUUUUUCUAGACAACCAACACUUGUUCAUAAACACUAUGAAAAAUUUCACCCUUUCAUCAAAUUGUGGCCUAACAAACAGAAACCUGACCGGACCAUUCAUCGUUUUCUUCAGAAAUUGUCAGUUAUACAUCAAUAAUAUUUUAUAUAGCUCAAGAGUGAAAACCUUACCGGGAAACCCAAUACAAUUACCCCUAGACGGAAUCGAUGUGAAUAUGCAUCAAGAGAUUCUAAACAUCAGCCUGGACCAUUUACAUAAACUCCAUCUGGAAACGAGGAAGGAGCUGGAUGUUAUCCGACUAUCAACGAACAGUAUAAAGUGGCCAAAAUUAUCCAUUUUCGGGGGAAUUAUGUCCCUACCUAGCUUAAUCGCCAGGACCACAACAGUCGAAGAUCCAGUACCAGACAUCCAACCUAACAUUAGACGUUUGACAAUCAGAGAAGUGAUUCGUACGGAACCUCAUCUCUCAGGAAGGACGAGUUAACGAUGAAGCCACGCGACUCAGGUGCUGACGUCGAAGUUCCUCGAGACAACCGGCAAACAUCGCAAUCGCCAAGCUAGGCAUUUUUGUUAGACGACGACAACGUGCGACCCAAUCGAUGGCAACGUGUGACCGGAUGGAUGGCACCACCGCGAGGAUUGCAGAGUUAGCAGUAUUGAACUGUAGUUAGGGCUAAUUAAUUGAAAUAAAUUCAUUCGAGGUGGAACGGUAGAGUAGUGUAGUUGUAUUUUUUAAAAAGAGUAUCACAAACUCUUAUUC